Diversispora eburnea is the source of this 1689-nucleotide messenger RNA. NCBI's taxonomy places the organism in Eukaryota, Fungi, Glomeromycota, Glomeromycetes, Diversisporales, Diversisporaceae. The record is from the annotation of a GenBank genome assembly.
AUGAGUACUGUUAACACUUCAAAUGCUCGAUCUUCGACUUCUAACCUAGAAGGUAGUCGUUUGACCGACUUCUUACCUGUCUCCUUUGAAAGUCUUUCAAACACAGUUACAAGUAAUCUUUCGAAUACCGUUUCAACUACUGCCUCAAUGCUUUUCUCACCUCUAACACAUCGAGCCGUCAAGGGCGACACAGUGGCUUUACUAUCUGAACUAGCUCCUCAACUGAUGGACCAAAGACGCAUACAACAAUAUACUAACAGUAGUAAUCGUCAGUCGAAAGAAAGUCCAAACCAAAUUUCUGCAUCACAAGAGGAUUAUCCUAAUAGAAUUAGUAUUAAGAAUACCGAACUACUUUUGUUGGAUGCUGAAAUACCCGAAUCUAAGGCCCCUUUAUCAUUAUUUCAGGGUUACAAAGCUACCUUCCUGGAAGCGGAAGUAGCAAAAAAAAAAGGAAAACCUCAUAAACGAAAAAGUAGAGGUCUUUUGACGGAUGGAUGUUUUACUCCAGAUGCAACUUCUGAUACUGCAUCAGUGGAUUAUGAAAUCAAGCCACUUAAUCAACUCAUCGCUGAUCGCGAUCGAGUUGUAAAAGAAAAUGACAAGUUACAUCUACAAGAAUCACGAGCAAUUGCCGAGAUCAAGAAAAUUGAAAUGGAUAUUAUAGAAUUGACUGCUCGGAAAAUCAAUUUAGAGACUGAUUUAACGAAAUAUAGUUCACGAAAAAUUGAAUUAGCUGAACAAUUGGAAGAUUUAAAUGAAAGAAUCACUGAUUUGGUACAAAUGAAUGGUUUUACAGAAAAGAAAACGCGUAGUAUUAAAGGUAAAAAGAUGACAAAACCAAAAUAUGAACCAGGAACAUGUAUAAAGGUUUUAGAAGGACAUAAUGAUAUGAUCAUAUGUUUGGAUUUUGAUAAACCGGAUGAAAAACUUGUCACAUCAUCAAUGGAUAAAACAUUGCGAUUAUGGGAUUUAAGCAGUUAUCGUUGUUUAGGAAUAUUAGAUGGUCAUGAAGGAAUAGUGAAUUGUAUGCAAUUAGUUGGAAGUCAUCUUGUCACAGGAUCAAGUGAUAAUACUAUUAGACAAUGGGAUACAUCCAAAUCAGUUUUACCCAAUGAACCAGUUACAGAUUUAAUGGGAAAAUUGAACUUUCAUUCUGAGCUUUCAACUGAAAAUAAUGAAUCAUCCCUUAUAGGUGAUAAUUGUUUCUUAGCAACUUUAGUAGGUCAUAGUGGAAGUGUCACCUGUCUACAUUAUGAUGGAAGUUGUUUGGUAACAGGUUCAUCAGAUAAAACCAUGAGACAAUGGGAUUUGGAAACAGGACAAUGCAUUUUAACUAUGGACAUUUUGUGGGCUAUGUCCAGUUCUAAAGCUGAACGUAGGCAAACUGGAUUCCUAUUAGAUAGUUAUUUGUUUGAUCAAGGAGAUUUUGUAGGAGCUUUACAAUUUCGUUAUGAUGGUUUAGCAAGUGGAACAGAAGAUGGAGCUAUACGGAUUAUUACAAGUUUACAAUUUGACUCUAAUAAAAUAAUUUGUAGUGCUAAUACCAAUGAUAUUAAGAUGUAUAAUCGAAUUUCCUUCCAACAUUCAAGUUUGGGAGAACAUAGAAGUCCAGUUCAAUGUAUAAAAUAUAAAGAUUCUAUUUUGUCAUCAGGUGGAUUAGAUAAUGUUAUAAAAAUAUGGGCUUUAUAA